Molecule: messenger RNA, 2743 nt
Organism: Pelodiscus sinensis (Chinese soft-shelled turtle)
Lineage: Eukaryota; Metazoa; Chordata; Testudines; Trionychidae
Source: RefSeq, a predicted model, not a curated record
GCUCUGCGUGUGCAGUGUGAAGGCAUAAAGAUAAUCUCAUUCUCAAAACCCAGAAACACACUGAAUGGCACGAUCGGCCACUCUGGAAACAGCUGGCCUGGGGAAACAGACGCUGGUCAUAAAUUAACGGGAUGGAGCUUUGAGAUUGCAAAGGCAGCAAACAUUUCUGUACAUCGGAGUGCACGAAUGCAGUUGAUUGUGGCUACACGGACGUAUAUGGGGAGGCAGUUUGGUUCAGUAGCUUUCAGCACCCCUGCUACGGGGGCCUCUGCUGAGUCUGGUAUGCAGCUCAUUGUGAAAACAGCAAGUCUGUGGCUCAGUUGUUGGCCUCCCAGGCCGGAGUUUUCAGAAAUACUCAUUGCUUGCAGGGGAACUGUGCUGCAGCCCUGCUCACGCCCGGCAUGUGCAAGCGCAGUUAGUGUGACAACAGUAUGGACAAACUGUGCCAGAAGUCCCCCUUAUGCAACACUCUGAACAGUACCGUAUUCAACAUCGGGGGCCAGGAUGGGCAUUUGAACACAUAUUCCCAAGACCGAAUAACGUAGCAGUUCCAUUUUCCGCUGUUGCAUGAUGGGAGGUGGGAUUUCAGACUUAGUGCAGUUGAUUCUUUUUAGCACAAAAUAAUUCACUGGGGGUGUUGGGCUCUCCAAUAAAUGUCAGAUUUACUUGACUUUAAUUGCUAUGCCGUAAAACGUUACUGUGUAUUGACAAUUCUUUGUGUUUUGUUUAAAAAAUUGUGUUCCUCAGGCAACUUGUUGCAGCGAUGGAAUAUUCCCUUAAAACUACAGAUGAGCAGACAAAUGGCUAGCUCUGGUGUACCUGGGGGCAAAGGCGAUAGUUCUGUUUUUGUCCUUAUUGUGGGCUUGUCAACCUUAGGAGCAGGUGCAUAUGUGUACAAGACGCUGAAAGAAGACACAAAGAGAUUCAAUGACCACAUUGAAGCAUUAGCCACGAGAUCCCAAAAAGUGAAGUCCACCUCAGAAGACCAUGCUGCUUCCCCGGCCACAGCAGGUGAGAAGGAAUCCAGGAGUCACCCUGCAGAGCAGGUGGCAGCAGUUGAGCACGGAGCUCCGGAGACAGAUCCAAGCGCUCGCUCUGAGUGUCCGUCCCAUGCUCCGUUCCUGCUCAUUGGUGGGGGCACUGCCGCCUUCGCUGCUGCCCGCUCUAUUCGGGCUCGUGAUCCUGGGGCAAGGGUGCUGAUUGUGUCUGAAGACCCUGCCCUGCCGUACAUGCGCCCUCCUCUUUCCAAGGAGCUGUGGUUCUCGGAAGAUCCCAACGUCACGGAGACGCUGCGGUUCAAACAGUGGAAUGGCAAAGAGAGAAGUAUCUAUUUCCAGCCGCCGUCUUUCUACGUGCCUGCUCGUGAUCUGCCUUAUAUAGACAACGGUGGAGUGGCCGUCCUCAGCGGCAAGAAGGUGGUGCACAUGGACGUUCGCGGCAACGUGGUGAAACUCGAUGAUGGAACCCAGAUCACCUACGAUAAAUGUUUAAUUGCCACGGGUGGCUCCCCGAGGAACCUUCCUGCCAUCGAGAGAGCAGGGGAAGAGGUGCUACAGAAGCUGACGCUGUUCCGCAAGAUCGAGGACUUCCGAGCCCUAGAAAGGAUUUCUAGAGAAGUCAAAUCCAUCACCAUUAUUGGCGGCGGGUUCUUGGGCAGUGAGCUGGCCUGUGCUCUGGGAAGAAGGGCGCACGCCAAGGGCCUGGAGGUGAUCCAGAUGUUCCCAGAGAACGGAAACAUGGGCAAGGUGCUGCCUGAGUAUCUGAGCAACUGGACCACAGACAAAGUCAAAAGAGAGGGUGUUAACGUCAUGCCCAACGCUGUGGUGAAGUCCGUCUGUGUCUGCGGAAACCGACUGAACAUCAAACUGAAGGAUGGAAGGAAGGUGGUGACCGAUCACAUAGUGGCAGCCGUGGGCUUGGAGCCCAACGUGGAGUUGGCCAAGUCCUCUGGCCUGGAGGUAGACUCUGAUUUUGGAGGCUUCCGGGUGAACGCGGAGCUGCAAGCACGCUCCAACAUCUGGGUGGCCGGAGAUGCCGCCUGCUUCUACGAUAUCAAGCUGGGCCGAAGACGCGUAGAGCAUCACGAUCACGCUGUUGUGAGUGGAAGAUUAGCUGGAGAAAACAUGACAGGAGCUGCUAAGCCAUAUUGGCAUCAGUCAAUGUUCUGGAGCGACCUGGGGCCUGACGUCGGCUACGAAGCCAUUGGCCUGGUAGACAGCAGUUUGCCCACGGUAGGGGUUUUUGCUAAAGCAACGGCAAGAGACACGCCCAGGUCUGCCACCGAGCAGUCAGGGACUGGCAUCCGCUCAGAAAGCGAAACAGAAGCCGAAGCCUCUGAGGUCACCAUCUCGGCCAGCUCUGCCUCAACACCUCAAGUUCCAAAGCAAGGAGAAGACUAUGGCAAAGGGGUCAUCUUCUACAUACGGGAUAAAGUGGUGGUGGGAAUCGUCCUAUGGAACAUCUUCAACAGGAUGCCAAUUGCGCGAAAGAUCAUUAAGGAUGGAGAGGAGCACACUGACCUCAACGAAGUAGCGAAGCUCUUCAACAUCCAUGAAGAUUGAGCCCCUCCUCCAAGACCUGCCGGGCUGGGGGGCAUUGUCAUGCGUGGGAGGCCCACGCUGCAGGCUGACAGCUCGCCCUGCCUCGGAGCGCCAACUCGAUGUUUUCUGAGUACUUUGUGAAUAUUUCCAAUGAUCUAGAACUCUAAGAUUUGCACCAGUCAAUAAAGCCAGAAUCUUCUACG